GCAGCCCCCAAGAGAACCACAAAGUGUUUCAUGUUGAAGUCGUGAGUUAAACGGAAAAAAGGGGGGACAGAAAGGCAGCUCCUCCGCGGAUCUGACACUGGCUUUUUUAGAAGCAUUUCGCCUCAAGUAACGUUUCGUUCAGUGCCUGCUCUCGACACUUCCUUCAUAUGAAACACGGGACCUGCGAGCUCUGCUGGAUUGGUCCGUCGGUUAUCGGUCUGCUGCAUUUCUCUAACGGCUACUGCUAGCUGUCGGAGGGCAGAAGCUACCCACACCGAAGAGGGGGGAAGAAGCCUCAUAAUUCUGACUUGUAGGCCCAAAUAACACGUUGAGGCACCAUUCCCCGUGAGGUUUCCAUCUGAUGGAGCAGUGGUUGUCAGGCUUUGUGAAGACGCACUAUGUUUCCUUGUCAUGUAAGCCCCUGGCCCUCUGCUGAGCCCCCGGCCUCCUGCGGUAGUCAUGCCCCCCCAGCGCAACCCUCACAGCCCCUGCCUGAUCUGCUGUGCAGCUGUCCUGCUCCGCCUUUGAACACCCACUCUGAGACGCCUUCCCCAGACCCGAUGGAGUCCCUCAUCGUGGUUACGGAGUAUGAACCCAGCAGACCACCUGGAGAGGCUGGAGAGGAGGAGGAGGUAGAAGAAAUGGACAGCUCAGAGACGCCCGAGCCAGCUUCCUCUACAGCGGCACCUUUCCGGACUCCAUCCUGCGACCUGCUGUCCCAUACAGUUGGUCGGCCAGAGGCUCUCCUUCCCGAAGGCCAAGAGCAAAGGGGAAGAUUAAACCUGUCUGACAGGAAACUAUCUCUGCAAGAGCGCUCACAAUCUGCAGCAUCACCCUGCAGCUCCCCUGGACUCAACGGGCGCUAUAUUUACCCGUCAUUACCGUACUCUCCCAUCACAUCACCCCACUCCUCUCCACGCUUGCCCCGCCGGCCCACUGUGGAGUCCCACAGUGUUUCCAUCACAGACCUCCAGGACUGUGUUCAACUCAACCAGUACAAGCUGAAAGACGAGAUUGGAAAGGGCUCCUAUGGUGUUGUCAAGUUGGCUUACAAUGAGGAUGACAACACAUACUAUGCGAUGAAGGUGCUGUCCAAGAGAAGGCUGAUGAGGCAGGCAGGUUUCCCACGGAGACCUCCUCCUCGUGGAGCCAGAGCUGCUCCCGAGGGUCCUGCUCAGCCUAAAGGACCACUGGAGAGAGUCUACCAAGAGAUUGCUAUCCUUAAAAAGCUGGACCAUCCUAAUGUAGUCAAACUGGUAGAGGUUUUGGACGACCCCAGCGAGGACCAUCUGUACAUGGUGUUUGAGCUGGUGAAGCAGGGGGCUGUGAUGGAAGUGCCGUCAGAUAAACCUUUCAGCGAGGACCAGGCGCGUUUUUACUUCCAGGAUCUGCUCAGGGGAAUCGAGUACUUGCAUUAUCAGAGGAUCAUCCACAGAGACGUCAAACCCUCGAACCUGCUGGUAGGAGAAGAUGGGCACAUCAAGAUAGCUGACUUUGGGGUUAGUAACCAGUUUGAGGGAGCUGACGCCCUCCUGACCAGCACUGUGGGAACACCUGCUUUUCUUGCCCCUGAAGCGGUCUCUGAGACCAGAAAGAACUUCUCUGGAAAGGCUUUGGAUGUUUGGGCCAUGGGAGUGACCCUUUAUUGCUUCGUCUUUGGAGUGUGUCCAUUUAUGGAUGAGCGCAUUCUCAGUCUUCAUCAAAAAAUCAAGACUCAACCUGUGGUAUUACCUGAACACGCUGACAUAUCAGAUGAUCUCAAAGAUUUGCUGUUGAAAAUGCUUGACAAGAAUCCAGAGACCAGGAUAUCAGUCCAACAGAUUAAGGUGCACCCAUGGGUGACGAGGCAUGGUGCUGAGCCUCUUCCUCCAGAAGACGACAACUGUUGUAUGCUGAUCGAGGUGACCGAGGAGGAAGUGGAGAAUUCUGUCAAACACAUACCAAGCCUGGCAACAGUGAUUCUGGUGAGAACUAUGUUGAGGAAGCGCUCCUUUGGGAACCCCUUUGAUUGGGGCCGGAAGGAGGAGCGCAGCAGUUUGUGUGCUGCAGGCCAAACGCUCACGAAAGGCAGAGCAGGCAAUGUGAGAUACUGCUACAUUCACUGUAGCCAAAAAAGGAAACAGGAGAGUGGUGACGGUGUGAGGAGUAUGGACCUGCCCUACGUGGGAGAGGAUGAGGCUCUUUCCUGAUGCAGAGGGUUUAUUAUGUAUCCGCCUGCCUGCAGCCACACAGCACGACACCCCUUUACUCACAGUUUUCUACUGGUAGCCUACACCUACGUACGUUUCCUGGGAGGUGGACGAGUGUGACGGACACUUAAAGAGGAGGAUUUAAUGAUCUUAAGGCACUUUGACAAGCAUUUCCUAAGCUUUUUGUUCUGCUUUCUCUUCUUAUACAACUUAGUUUGAGGUUGUGGGACCCUUCCAGGAGAGAAUCCUCCUGCAUUUUGAACCUUCACACCUUUUCCCCAGCCUGCUGUCCUCCUCUUAUCCUGCAUGCGUUUAUAGUCCCAGCAUGCUUUGUCUCAGGCUUCAACUGUACAGGUUUAUCGUAGUUUAGCCGCUUGUGUUUCUCCUCGUCUCUACUUGACAAUACUUUCAGGUAUACGGGACACGGGAACAAGACGUGGUGACGGUUUACGGGGAGGGAUGGUUGUCUUCGCCACUGACACUCUCUUUGAGUAGAGCGGGUUUCUUCACAACGAUUGUCUGGUUCACUCUGCUUCAGAGUAGCACUGCCCAGUUUUGUAACAUAUUUCAGAGUGAAGCUUCUGUACAGUUUAUGUGAAAUGAAAAAGGGGAGUGAAAAAAUGUUUACUUCAUUGAAUGCAUGUGUUUAUUUUCCCAAUGCAAACACUGUAUAAGCUAUUUAUGAACGUCCUCGCGCUCACAGACAUCCCUGUUUGACCAUUGUUUUUAGGUUUUUCAUUUACCACAAUCAAUAGAAAGCUUUAAAACAGUCGAUGUAGUGCUACGUGAACAUUCACUUUCAUCAUUAGUGCAAAAAGACAGCAUAGCAGAAUUGGGAUUUUCUUCAUUUGCAGAUCGAGUGCUUCUAGUGAAUCUUUUUUUAAGUGAAUCAGUACAUGAUUUUUAGGUGUUUAAUAUGAAUUUUUAAAUUAUUGGAGCUGAAACAAAUGAAGUAUUGAAGCUACUGCUCUACCUAAUGCAUAUAAACAGAAGGUCUUGGUGCAAAAUAAUUCUGCAGGUUGAUAAUCUUGUUUUUUUGUCAGACUGUUCAGUGAAUUUCACGUCUCAAUUGCAUCAUGCUUUAAUUACACUUUUCCAAGUGGAUGUCUAGAAACAGAAAAUUCUAACAAAUGAACCUCAAGUUAAAAUCCUGAAUGUUUGUACUUGUUUUAUUUGUUCUAAAUUACUGGUAUUAGCAAAGCGCACAUUUCAGGACACCAAAAAUGUUUAAUUAUGUAUGAUUUUGUAAAGUUUGCUAACUUUACAUUUACUGUUCAUUGUUGAACCGUUAGAACUGGCUACUGAUUUAAGGUUGAGAUGGACGCAUAGUGCAGAUGCAUACUUUUUGUACAAAUCUAUGCAUGACAUAUCUGUAGAGGUGUUUAACUUAAAAAAAACUGUUGUCAUCUUUGGUCGGAGGCGGAGGCCAACCUGCAAGUAUUUUGACUUUUAAAGUACUUUAAGUUCUUAUUUGUUGAUGUGCUUCAUUUCAGAUCCCAAAGCAGUAAUUUCCACCCUUCAUUUUUUUGUUCUUUGUUUACCGUUCAUUUGUUGUCCCACAGUUGUUAGUGUCAGUAUAGAUAACAUCAAUUAAUGUGUCUCUAGCUAACUUAGAAUAUCAACACGAUAUUGAUUACACCAUUUAAUGCUUCCACACACUAAUUAUUUCAGCACUUAAGUGUUGAAUGUAUCAGAAAGGGACUGGAAUUUUCAUUUUGUACUUACUAUUUGCAUGUCACUGAACUGUACCUACUAAAUGUCUGUUUUUAAGACUAGUACUAUGCACAUGUGUCUUUAUGGUGCAACGGUACAUCCUGUCAGAUUGUCGCGUACGGUGUGUACACCCAGUGGUUGGAUGAAGAGAGCUUUAUGUGGUCGAUUGAUGCUAAUUUGUUUAGUUUUUUUCCUGAUUAAGUUCUGCUCUCCAUUGUGGGGCAAAACACUGGUUUUAGUUUCUUCUUAAAAUUGCUUUUGAAGUGUAGUUGCAGUGGUGAUACCUGGCAGUUUAUUAACCCUCGUGUCGUCCUGCGGGUCAAAAUUGACCAGUUUUAAAGUUUGAAAAUGUGGGGGGAAAAAUAUUGUCACAGUGAAACUUCUGAUGUCCACAUUUUCAACAUUUUUGGGAAAUUUUUGAAAAUUUUUUGGUGGACAAAAAAAGAAAUGUUAGAAAUGUUUCUUAAGAACAUUCACAAAAAAAUCAACCAAAAUCCAGCGAAUUUCGCUGGAUUUUGGUUGAUUUUUUUUUUGUGAAUGUUCUUAAAAUAUUAGACGUUUUACUGAUAUAUAUGGAAUCACUUUAGAUAUUUUUAGGAUUGUUUUGGAAGAUUUUUACUAAUUCUAAAAAAAAAAUAUUUACAAGAAUUUUCUUGCCAUUUUUUGGGGGAUUUUUUUUAAAUAAAACUUUUCAGGAAUUAUUGGAAUUUUCUUCCUGAAGAUUUUGCAAAUUUUCAGAAAUUUCGGGAAUUUUUUUUGCUGAAUUUUGGGAUUUUUUUCAGAAAAGGAAACAAUAUUUUUUUGGUGCCUGUAAAUGAAGACAACAGGAGGGUUAAAAUCCACAGUUUAGUCAAAGUUAGUGACAAAUGCCUCCUUUUGUUUUGUUUUGUCUUGUGAAAUGUUGUCACGCAUGACUGAUAAAAUUUAACUGUGAUCAGUUGCGUCCCCUUCGGUGUGAAUAUUUUGCCCUCCAUGACCAACAAGAAUGAACCGAAGGACGGUUUGAGUGUUGAAUGCUGGGUGACGAUGCAAGCCACAACAAAACUGUACGAUGAAUAUUUUAUACACACAAUAUUAAAACUUGGUAGUCUGUUUCAAUACGCCUGUCCAUUGUUGUGACAAUGGCCAGGCUAAGUGAUUGACCUUUCUUGUUCACUUGGUUUUGCAUUCUGUAGGGUCGUUCAUUAUAUUAAGAGCUGUGGGAGCUCUUUUCCCCUAAAUGCAUGCCAACAUACUGAACACAUACCGCUGUAUCGUCAUAGCAUGAGAGGUUCCUGAUAACACAACAGGACCUUCUGAUUAGUUAUUCUAUACAUACUGUACCUUGUUCAUCAUUUGAAUAAAAUAUUAUUGCCUUUC
This is a messenger RNA of Amphiprion ocellaris (clown anemonefish), 5261 nucleotides long. RefSeq names its product calcium/calmodulin-dependent protein kinase kinase 2. Lineage: Eukaryota; Metazoa; Chordata; Actinopteri; Pomacentridae. Gene Ontology annotation, biological process: CAMKK-AMPK signaling cascade; activation of protein kinase activity; protein phosphorylation. Gene Ontology annotation, molecular function: protein kinase activity; ATP binding. The record is from RefSeq and is a predicted model, not a curated record. The coding region runs from base 399 to 2189 and encodes 596 amino acids. The transcript is spliced from 18 exons.